Messenger RNA from Patella vulgata (common limpet), 7730 nucleotides. Its product is annotated as MAM domain-containing glycosylphosphatidylinositol anchor protein 1. Gene Ontology annotation, cellular component: neuron projection membrane. The record is from RefSeq and is a predicted model, not a curated record. The coding region runs from base 2236 to 3165 and encodes 309 amino acids. The transcript has 8 exons. Gene Ontology annotation, biological process: synapse organization. Lineage: Eukaryota; Metazoa; Mollusca; Gastropoda; Patellidae.
AGCACGUCGUGAGAGAACAGUGGCAUUAUUCUGUAAGCAACAUUAUAAAAGUAACAACUCCCCAUCCAACAUAGUGUUAUGUACAAGCGACGUCAUGAAUGGAUAGUGACAUUAUUCUAGUAGCAACGCUGUAUUAAAAGCGACGUUUUCGUUAAAAGUGACUAGUGUUAAAAACUUUAACAUGAAUGGAUAAUGACAGUAUUCUUUUAGCAACACUGUAUUAAAAGCGACGUUUUUGUUAUUAUAUCUUUUAAAAAGUGACAAAAGACACGGCAUAAAACGGUCUCAUAUACCGCGGUACAGCUGCUAUCGAUUUCAUCAUAAUCCGCGAGUCCUCAACAUAGACGUUAUAGUAUGUAGUCUACUAUAGGAUGAAUGGUCUACAAAUAUACAUUGAAUCUGUACCGUGUAUAAGAAGUUGUCAACCGGUGGAUAUCAAGAUUAUAUUGCAUAGUAUUAAGUGUAACAGAUUGUAAGCCGGUUGGCGAAAAUUAUCUACAGAGUUUUUGUUUUAAAAAAAGUUAACGACGUAUAGUUGUCCAAUUGGUGGAUAUCAACCGAUCAUAGGUAUAAAACCUCAUAUCCCAUUGGAUUAAGUGCAAUAGAUGUCAGAUUGGUUGUCUCAAAGUUUAUAAACUUGACUGCGUGUAUGUAUAGGGUUCAGUAGCGAAUAUCAAUCGUCUCAGAGAUACACUGUGAAUGAAUGUGCAACAGUUAUCAUUUGGGUGGACAUCUACCGUUUUCCAAAAUAUACACCGUUAAUUUGUGGUUAACAGUUGUCCAACUGGUGGAUGUCAUCUGUCUUAGAUACACUAUUACUGUUUAACGGAUAUCUUAUUGGUGGAAAUCAGUUAGAUUCAAUUAUUCGAUCUGCCAAUCACACAAACAUCAAUUUACAUAGCUAUACAUGAUUAAAAAAUUUCUACAAUAUAAAAUAUAUUGGUGGGUAUUGAACUGUGUUCAAAUAAUUUGACCCUUGAACUACGCAUACUCUAAAUCGCCGUGACUGUAACUGGUUUUAAAAAUGUGCUAAAUAAAUGGAUGCUUAAACUAAAAGUGAUAUCAACACAGGUAGGCAUAUGUGAGCUAUAUGUAAAUUGAUAGUCCAUAGACAAAGCCAAUUUCUAAACAACAAACUGUUGAAUUCUUUUGUCUUGAAGUGUUGAUUUGAUGUUUAAAUGAAUGAUUAAACUAACCGUAAUAUCAGUACAGAUAUAUAAGUUACAGGUAAAAUAAGACAACGGACAUUUUGCCAAUUCAUUAGAUAAAGUCUAAAAACAAAACUAAUUUCUAAGCAAACAAAAAAACUGGAUCGUAUAGAGUGUUUGAUAUAGAUUGAUAUGUAUUGAUGUAAUGUGGACUACCUGGGUGAAACGUGUUUCAAUCACAUAAAAAAUGGAUACAACACAAGAAAAUAUGGAUUUAUUGUAUUACAACAUGAAUCACCUUAAGUACUGUAUAAGGGAGAAAUAAAUAAAUUGUGAGUAUUUCAUUAUGUGGAUUCGACGAUCGCCAACUUGUGAUUAAUUGGACAGAGAAAAACAGACAAUACAAGACAAUAGACACAACAGUAUUCUAUGGAUAAUACAAAUUGUGGAUUUGUGAAACUUAUUCUUAAAGCUAAUGCUUUUUUUAAAAAGAACACCUGAACUAUUUCAGGAUUAGUAAAGAUUAGAACAGAUUCGGGAUAAUACAAGAAAAUAAAUAAAAGCAACAGUUCUAUGGAUAAUAUAUAUUGUGAAUUUGUGAACUUAUUCUUCGAGCUGCUUCUUGUUUUGUUGCAAAUAUAACUGCUGGUUUAGGAUUAGCAAGGAUUAUUUUAUAGUGUUCGAUUUGAAAAACUAAUUCGUAUUUUUUUCAUUGAAAAAAAAAUAUAUAUAUUCUUAAAUACAUAAAUUUUUCCCCUGCCACUGGAUUUUGAAGAAAUGUGUUUUUUAACUAGUACUUUCGGUUAGAAACUGCUUAAUUUUGUCUGUGAGAAAUAUUUGUUUUUUAUUCAGAAAAAAAGAAAGAAAGUUUAAAUGGUGUUACUUCCCGAUUGAGACAGAUUAGUAUUCGAUUUGUGACCUGCGCAUUGCUGUGUGUAUGUUUAUGUGCAUCAAUAACAAAAUGUGCUAUUGUCGUUGGAAAGUUAUUCAUUUGUGAAAAUCGAGAAUUGUGUCUCCGUGGAACAGGAUUGGAUUAAUUUUUUAAAUAUUUCCAGGAGUAUAUGAACGUGUUGUAAUACGGCGAAACAUGAUGGUGAAAAUGUUGAACAAUUUACAGCAUGUUUUUGUGUUGAAGAUUUUACUGGUCCUGGUCAUUCAAACCAAUGGUUUUGGACCAAAGCAUGAUCGCAUUCCGACCCCAAAGAUAUUAGCGGGUGAAACUAAUAUAACAGUGAGAGAAGGUGGAACGGCUGUAUUACCGUGUUCAGUUCAAUAUCUAGGUACAAAACAGGUGGUAUGGCGACGGGUUGAAGAAGACGAGUAUCUGACGGUUGGUAAAACCACGUGGAAGGCUGAUGAAGCUUUGAGAAUCAAUCAUGAAUAUAAAGAUAAUGAAGUAACGUCGUGGGAUCUUAGAAUAGUCAAGGUGCGACCUGAUCAUGCUGGGGUCUAUGAAUGUCAGAUAACAUCAACAACUGAAUAUCUCAGACAUGUUGUUUUGAACGUUGUUGGGCCACCUAUACAGGAAGCAGGAAUAAUCGAGCGAUCUAGAAAUAGAUAUAGACAUAGACAUAAACAUGUUAUAUUUUCUGCAGCUGUCAAAGUAACGGGAAAAGAUUACGUGGAACUUGGACAUAGAAUACAUCUUCGAUGCAACGCCACCGGCGGUCCACACAUGCCAGAGGACAUCGACUGGUUUAAAAAUGGCGAUAAAAUAGACAGUGAUAAAUACCAACACAUAAUAAUGACUAAAUACCACAGUAUAAAACAUCGUGCAUUAAUCAGUGAACUGUAUAUAGAUAGAAGCUCUAUGUCAGAUACAGCAACCUAUAUCUGUAGAAGUUCUGAGGACGUCAUUGACAGUAAACACGUCACAGUCUUAUUAGCUGAAUCACCGAAUGUUAAAAGAGGAACUGGAUCGCUUCAUACACUCACCGAUUCAGCCUCGUUCUGUGGUUCUGGUAAACUCUUUCUAAUGUUUUUAGUGACGUUAUCUAUAUGGCUGCCGAUCACGUGACAUGGUAGAACACAAAUGUGGUGCAAUCGGCGUGCCUUAAUCCAUCUAGUCGACAUGCGCAUAACGUUAAUAUGCGCAGUGUGAGGUGACGUAAAGUGACGGAGUGAUACAACAGCUGAGCGAGUGUUAUAUGUGAUAAUACAUGUAUUUGUAUGAACUAUAAACUAAUUUGCAUGGAUAAAGCGGGUCUGUAUAAUCAAUCUAAAACACAAUGACAUAGACUAAGGACAACAAAAAUAGUCAGGCACCUGGUAGCCUGCUUAUAAAUGGCCGAUACACAGUGAAACCUUUAACCUAUGGCACCCUUUGACCCCUAGAUCUUCUAAAUAAUCAAAUAAGCGUUAUCCAGCAGUUGUUUUCAAAACGUGUCCCCGUCAAUAAUUUUUAAAUACUAAAAAACAACACAAACAUUAAGCGGAAGCAAUUUUUUUCGAGUGUAUAAAAAUACAACGUAAAUAUUCAACUUGAUGAGGAAAGCUAGUGUUAUUUGUGAAAUUACGUUUAUGCAAAACAACGGAAUUUAAAUUGGUUAGCUUACUGAAAGUGUUCUGAAAAAAAGGGAAGUUGUCACGAACAAUGUAGAUCAUUGCUGUCGUCGAUAGCAGAAUUUUGAAAAUGCAACGAAUGUGACAGGGAUGGGCUGUGCAAUUUUAUACUGAAUCUGAAAUAAUAACUCGUAGUAAUAUAUAGAUUUUGAUAACAUAAUUCAUUUAUAUUUAGUCUUUAAAAAAAAACAAUGAUUGCCACAGUGAAAAAAUUAGUAAACAGAAACGGAAACGGAAGUAGCUACUCCGUAAAACGAAAUACGCAUGACAUCAUCACCAGGGGCCUACUGACCGGUGUGUUUGUAACAGGUAACUCGGAAACAGAAUGAUGUCAUUCAAGAUGGAUGAUAAGAUCUUGUGGAAUAAUCCUUUUAAACUAAUCAAUGGACAAAUGGUCCGGUACUGUUCUUUCACAACUGUGGUGAUCGACUGACAAAUUUUCUCGUACUGUCAUCUUUAAAGAGGUCUGGUGUGCGGUUGACUCAUGUCGCCGUGCUGUCUUUAAACAGUUCUGUUGUACGAUUGACCAGUCUCCCGAUACUGUCUUUAAACAACUCUGGUGUUCGAUUGACAAAUGUUCCGAUACUCACUUUAAACAGUUCUGGCAGUUUCCAUUCAUCGGUUUCCUGGAGAGACAUGGGAUAAUAAUUAUAAAUAUCAAUGCUGUAUAUAUUAUAAAUGGCCUAUUGUUUUUUUGUUGUUUUUUGUGAAAUUGUUUGAUUAUUUUAGCGCCAUUAAUUGUGUUAUAUUAAUACUAUGUGUAGAUAUUAAAUUAAUAAGGUGGAACACAUCAUUAAACUAUACAAUCGCCAUUUUGGAACUCACUCACGGUUUAGUUUAAUUGCUGUUACAUGCAGGGGGAGAGUUCGCCAAGACAGCGGCGUUUUUAGCCUACCUAUUGUCGCAUUCCACUAGACUCGCGGUCAUUUUAUGUACAUACUUACUACCCAAGCUUCUAAAUUCCUUUCGCACGUCUAAGUUAAUAUCCCCGCCACCACCAGCAUUUCUAUAUAAAUGAUGUUGUGCACGUAACAACCAGAGUCUUUAAAAGACCGAAAUCGUCAAGGAAACAAAAGCCAUUUUGGAGGAGAACCAGACACUAGAAGAAGGAUUAUGAAAGAGAUUUGACUGCUUUCAUUCUACAUCCCUCAUUUUCAGCUAGUCUUAUUAAUGUAUUUCUUUUUAAGUAUACCGCUUCUGUGUAUUAAUCACAAAAUUGUCUCCGCAUAAUAGUGAAAUGAUGCUUAAUAGUGUGUGUGUUUUAUCAAUAAAUUCUAACUUAACUGACCUUCCAAUCAAGCGGUUCAGGGUAAGUUAUAUUGAGUUAAAGGGCAUGUGGCUCUAUUUUUUUUAACCUUGAAAUAUACAAAAAUGGUUCGAAAAGUACAUAAUGUAAUAUGUAUGCAAAGUGAUUUGUAUUCAAUUUUUGAAACAAAAUAUUGUAAUUUCUAAUCAGUUAUGUUCGGUGAAACACGUGAACAGUUCAAAUUGAACCGCAGUCGUGCACGCCUGUUUAGUGCAUUCUACACGUUUUUUAAAUUAUUAUUAUAUCGUUUGUGAAUCAGCCAUUACUAAUUACUUGCACAUUGUGUAGUAGAAUAUGUUUUUAUGUGUUCAUUGUAAAAUGACACCCGAAUCCAUAGGGUACACGACUCGUGUAAUGAUUAUACAAUUAAUGUUAAUUGUGUCUUAAAUAUUGGAUAAUUGAAUCCUAUAGUUUCACGGCAAGAUAACAGCAUCAAUAUUGAUUGAAAUUGACCAAUAUUCAAUUAUAAUUCGUGUUUUUUAAUUUCGAAUAUUAUCGAAGAUAUUGAGUUAGAAACUUAGCUCCUUUAAAAUGAUAAUCUUAAACAUCCAUUAUGCAAGAGUUAAAUCUGUCUAUUGCAGGUCUUUCUUUAGGCUUGAAAUGUUAUCUAAAUUACUAAUUAGACUUUAAUUAACUUAUCCAGACCAUAAUCAACUCUCGGUGACAUUGGUAGGCUGCGAUGUUUAUUGGAUUAGGUUCCGAUUUGCUGUUCGACUUCCAUUCAUAAUUAGAUAAUUGAGACUAUGUUUUUUUAUCCUAAUAAUGAUGAUCGAGGCUAGGCUGAAAAUUCAAUCGCUUAAAUCUCGGUUCAUAGUGGAUCAAUCUAAUCUCCCAUAAUGUAUCUUUAAUUGAAAAUAUCAUAUGUAAGGUUGAUCGUUUACACAGAAGCUGUCUCUUACUUAAUGGGACAGUUUUCUCCGCGACAAAAUUCAUUAUAAGACUUAAAAUCAACCAUCCCGAUGUAUAUUUUCAUAUGAAAGAAAUGGAGUCCGGCACAGUCAGCUAACUGAUUGCUGCUUUAAAACAACUUUUAAAGGAGAUUUCCUGAAGUUUAUUAUUCUUGAUUUUGGCUCAGUUGCUGAUUAGUUCGUAGGACAAAUCCUACAUAAAUUUAUCAGUAAGACAAAACCGUCAUGAAUUUAUCCGUAGGACAAAACCUACAUGACAUUAUCCGUAGUCCAAAAACAUCUGUAACCACAGGACAAAUUUUACCGAUCACAUGAAAGGAUCUGUCCUUUAGAUACGGGUAUAAAACCUCAAGAUAACCCCACUAGUGCCACUCACUAGCAUGAACCGCUUAACUGGACAGACAGUUUUUGAAUUAUUAUAAAGCUCAACAGCCAUGCAGAACAAAAUACUGAUGCUUUGAUUAAAAUAAGUUUUGUCGAUGUGUAUAUAUUUGAGAAUAAUUGUACAUAACUUGUUUAUAUUUAUAGUUUAAUUAGUCUGUAUUUAUGGAUACGUAAUUAGAAUAAAAUUACCCCUUCUUGUCGACACAUAAAAUGUAUUCACACAGCGGUCAUAAGACUUACGGGCUUGUAAAUCAAAUAUUUAUAUGGACAACUCUGAGGAUCAUAAUUGCACGGGGGGUUAUAUAAUGCUUGUAAACUGGGCUCCAGAUAUUCUUGUGUGGGACCUUUGGGGGAGGGGGUGCAACAUAAUGCAUAAUUUAUAGAAUCGUAACAUGCUUUAUAUUGACGCUGGAGACCGGGUACGCCCAACAACUUAAACAUGCUUUAUGCAAGAGCUAAAUCUGCCUAUUGCAGGUCUUUCUUUAGGCCUGAAAUGUUAUGUACAUUAUUAAUUGCACAUUUAUUAACAUGAAAAUACCAUAAUCAAAUCUCAAUGCCAUCGUAUGUGUCCGACGUCCGUUGAUGAUUAAACGCAAAAAUAGAUAAUCGUGACUUUGUUAAUUAUCGCGACAGCGGUAACAAUGACAAUCGAGGCUACAGUAAUUUUUAAAAUAAGGUUUUCUCGGCUUAAAGUGAAGCAAUUGGACAGAAAUUUUCAGCAUAUUCAAAUUAAAUUAUCUAGCUCUUUAUCUAAUCUUACAUAAUGUAUCUUUAAUGUAGCAUCAUUAUGCAUGUUUCGUAUGGUCAGUCUUUCGCGACCGGUUAUUGUCCUAUAAUUCGCGGGGGAUCACGUGGCUAAGUGGGUAAGACGCUGGCUCGCUAGCCUAGGGGUCGGGUGUUCGAUUCCUGCAUUGGCCGAGAAAGUUCAUUCAGAUUUUCCGGCGUGGUUUCCCCUUGUCAGUGAUGCACGAUGGAGGACCAGGCAAGGACAACUGUCUAGUCGUUCGGAUGGGACGAAAAUCCGAGGUCCCGUGUAUACACUGGCGUGCCCGGGCAAAAUUUCCCUUAUAGCACACUGUAUGGCGUAUGUCCGUCUUCAUUAGCCCAGGUUAGGAGCAGAAAAGUAGGACGUUAAACCCCAUUUCAUUUCAUUUCAUUUCCUAUAAUUCGUACGCCCAAAAUACAUGAACUUGCUGUAUGAUUGAUCGUAUUGGGUUAUGAAUACACAUCACAAUGCGGGUUGUAAUAAUACCGAGCUACUAUGUCACUGGAUUAUAUCUUCAACCAUUUUAUGUGUUGACAAGAGAAGUGCAUCACAAACCAGCUACUUCAAGUUCUAGUUUUUGUAAAUAAAGAAUUUGUUAUAAAAAUGGUUAGCUUUGUUCUAUUAUUUAACGGUCCAAUUAAAAUACUUUGCAUUAA